AUGAUCGUAGCGGCCGCGGCUGCGCUCCACGCUAGCGGAAGCCUUCUCCAAGGGCUGCUGCCGACCCUCGGGCACCGCCUCCCGCCCCGGCCGGCCGCGCCGGGGGUCGGCAGGAUGGGCAACUCCUGCGUCUGCCGCGACGACAGCGCGGCCGAGGAGGGCGGCGGCGGCGGCGGAGCCGGAGCCUCCCGCGGCCGCCAGGCGGAGGGCGGCCGGGCGCAGGCCCCCGAGGCCCGCAGCCACCCCCGGGACCCCGUCCGACCCCCCAGGAGGGGGCGAGGGCCCCACGAGCCCCGGAGGAAAAAGCAGAACGUGGACGGGCUGGUGCUGGACACCCUGGCGGUGAUUCGCACGCUGGUCGAUAAUGACCAGGAGCCUCCAUAUUCCAUGAUCACCUUGCAUGAGAUGGCAGAAACAGAUGAAGGUUGGUUGGAGGUUGUCCAGUCUCUAAUUAGAGUUAUCCCAUUAGAAGACCCCCUGGGACCAGCUGUCAUAACUCUGCUCCUUGAUGAAUGUCCACUGCCAACAAAAGAUGCCCUGCAGAAGCUCACAGAGAUCCUGAACCUGAGCGGAGCUGCUGCUUGCCAGGACGCCGCUCACCCUGCCAGGCACCGCAACACCACGGCGGUGCUGGGCUGCUUGGCAGAGAAGCUGGCAGGUCCUGCCAGCAUAGGUCUGCUCAGCCCUGGCAUCUUGGAGUACCUGCUGCAGAGCUUGCACUUCCAGUCCCACCCCACAGUGAUGCUCUUUGCACUGAUAGCCCUGGAGAAGUUUGCACAGACAAGUGAGAACAAGCUGACAGUCUCUGAGUCGUGCAUCAGUGAGCAGCUGGUGCUGCUGGAGAAGUGGACAGAGAACUCAGACUAUUUAAAACGCCAGGUUGGCUUCUGUGCCCAGUGGAGUUUGGACAAUCUGUUCCUGAAGGAGGGCAGGCAGCUCACCUAUGAGAAGGUUGACCUGAGCAACAUCAGGGCCAUGCUGAACAGCAAUGAUGUCAGUGAAUACCUGAAGAUCUCCCCACAUGGACUGGAGGCCCGCUGCGAUGCCUCCUCCUUCGAGAGCGUUCGCUGCACCUUCUGCGUGGACUCUGGGCUCUGGUACUACGAGGUGACGGUCAUCACCUCGGGGGUGAUGCAGAUCGGCUGGGCCACCAAAGACAGCAAGUUCCUCAACCAUGAGGGCUACGGCAUCGGCGACGAUGAAUACUCCUGCGCCUACGACGGCUGCCGGCAGCUGAUCUGGUACAACGCCAGGAGCAAGCCGCACUCCCACCCCUGCUGGAAAGAAGGGGACACAAUAGGAUUCCUCCUGGACCUGCAGGAAAAGCAGAUGAUCUUCUAUCUGAAUGGCAACCAGCUGCCUGCUGAGAAGCAAGUGUUCUCCUCUGCUGUAUCUGGCUUCUUUGCUGCAGCCAGCUUCAUGUCCUACCAACAAUGUGAGUUCAACUUUGGGGCAAAGCCUUUCAAGUACCCCCCAGCACUGAAGUUCAGUACUUUCAAUGACUAUGCCUUCCUGACAGCAGAAGAGAAAAUCAUCCUGCCCAGACACCGGCGCCUGGCGCUGCUGAGGCAGGUGAGCAUCCGGGAGAACUGCUGCACGCUCUGCUGCGACGAGCUGGCCGACACCGAGCUGCGGCCCUGCGGGCACAGUGACCUGUGCAUGGAGUGUGCCUUGCAGCUGGAGACCUGCCCUUUGUGUCGCCAGGAGAUCCAGACCCGCGUCAGACAGAUCUCCCACAUCUCAUGACACAGGGGGAG
Molecule: messenger RNA, 1757 nt
Organism: Dryobates pubescens (Downy woodpecker)
Lineage: Eukaryota; Metazoa; Chordata; Aves; Piciformes; Picidae
Gene: RSPRY1
Product: ring finger and SPRY domain containing 1
Exons: 14
Coding region: 1-1746 (581 amino acids)
Cellular component (GO): cytoplasm
Molecular function (GO): ubiquitin-protein transferase activity; protein binding
Source: RefSeq, a predicted model, not a curated record